AUGUUCUUCAAAAGCUUACAAUCCACCACUACAAGACACGUAUCACUAUACCUUUACUCUCCAAUUUCUGCGUUUCCAUUUUCAACCCUAGAAAUUCCGUCAAAUUGCAUUUCCAACCAACCAUCAGAAACCCAUGUAAAAAAGCCCAAUAACAUCGAUGAAUCCUGUAUACUGAACCAGCUCUCAGAUAUUUUACCAAUAAACCGAGAUCCAUUGAUUUCCCAGCCAAUCACCGGAAGUUUACCGGACGAACAUUUAGAAAUUAGGGCCGUGGAUGAAUUUUUAGCUCCCGAAGAGAAAUUACGUGGAAUUUUUCUGCAGAAACUUCGAGGUAAGACUGCAAUUAGAAACGCAUUAAACAGUGCUGGCGUGGAAGUAAACAUGGACGUUUUUUCUAAAGUAUUGAAUAGAGGAAAUUUGUCUGGUGAGGCGAUGGUCAUGUUCUUUCGUUGGGCUAUUGAGCAACCUAAUAUAGCUGAUGAUAUCUGUACUUACCAUAUAAUUCUUAAAGCAUUAGGCAGAAGAAAAUUUUUUAUGUACAUGAUGGCAAUGUUAAAUGAAAUGAGAGCUAAAGAAGUGAACCUUAUUCCUGAAACCCUUUUCAUUGUUCUGGAUAGUUAUGUUCGUUCUCGACGAGUUUCUAAAGCUAUUAAGAUUUUCGGGGAACUGGAGGAAUACGGAUUAAAAGUUAAUGUGGAGACGUUGAAUGUUCUUUUGCAGUGUUUAUGUCAACGAUCAUUUGUGGGCACUGCAAGUUCACUAUUUAACAGAAUGAAAGAGAAAGUACAACCUGAUAGCAAGACUUACAAUAUCAUCAUAGGUGGGUGGUCGAAGUUUGGCAGAGUUAGUGAAGUUGAGAAAUUCUUGAAAGUUAUGGUGAACGAUGGAGUUGAGCAUGAUUGUUUAACUUAUAGUUAUAUUCUUGAGUGUUUGGGGAGAGCUGGUCGUGUUGAUAAUGCUGUUAAGAUCUUUGCGUACUUUGAGGAGAAACAAACUAUGCUAAGUACUGGGGUUUAUAAUGCAAUGGUUUUUAAUUUUAUUGCUGUUGGAGAUAUUGAUGAAGGCUUGAAAUAUUACAAGCGGAUGUUGAGUAAUAAUUAUCAGCCAAAUAUGGAUACUUAUGCUAGAAUAAUAUCUGCAUUUCUUAAAGUUAAAAGAGUUUCAGAUGCUAUUGAACUGUUUGAUGAAAUGCUAGCUCGAGGGAUCAUUCCUACAGCAGGUACUCUCACCACAUUCAUUGAACCUUUGUGUGGCUAUGGUCCGCCUCAUGCUGCCGUGAUGAUAUAUAAGAAGGCGAGAAAAGUUGGAUGCAGAAUAUCACUGAGUGCCUAUAAACUGUUGCUUAUGCGGUUAUCUAGGUUUGGGAAGUGUGGGAUGCUGCUGAAUAUAUGGGAGGAGAUGCAAGAAAGUGGCUAUUCUUGUGAUAUGCAGGCUUAUGAGUAUGUUAUCAAUGGCCUCUGUAACACUGGGCAGCUUGAAACUGCUGUCUUAGUCAUGGAGGAAUCUUUGCAUAAGGGAUUUUUCCCUAGCAAGCUUAUUUGUAGCAAACUGAACAAUAAACUGCUGGCUUCAUAUAAAGUAGAAAUAGCAUAUAAGCUUUUCCUGAAGUUGGUGACAUCAGUUGUUUCAGGUGAAGGCACUAGUCUCUCAAGCUUGCUGCUUUACCAUGAGCACGAGUAG
Fraxinus pennsylvanica is the source of this 1680-nucleotide messenger RNA. The record is from the annotation of a GenBank genome assembly. NCBI's taxonomy places the organism in Eukaryota, Viridiplantae, Streptophyta, Magnoliopsida, Lamiales, Oleaceae.